AUGCCAUGUCUUUCAAGCGAAGAUGAACCAAUAUGUAAUGAUGCUGACAAUGUAUCCCUUGAGGAUAUCGAACUUGUUGAUGUAUUCAGUCUAAGACGCACUUCUCUGCGGCCUCAAAGCUUCCACAAGUUCCCAAAUGAAACAUAUCGACAAUCUCAUAGGACCUGCCCUCAGUUUAGCAUUCAAGCGCAAUGCAAAGCCUUGUGUCACCUGCAUGAUAUUCUGUACCGACCAUAUUUCAACACACAAUUUUUGGAUGUGUUUGACAUUUACCUUGAGAUCUUAUACCAUGUCGGUGACUGUAUCAUUAAAGCAGAGCUGAAGCAUGAUACACCCAACUGGCACCUUCUAAACUUGUGUCUGUGUUGCUUCUACAAACUAGAGGGUGAAGAUAACCUAGCAUUUGAGUGGCUUGCCACUAUCGACGGCAAUAAUAGCUUGAAAAGAUGGUUGGCAUCUAUGUAUAGCACAAGUCCAUGCGAUGAUUCACAGACAUGUCAUUCUGACUAUUGGCUCAGUCGUGUAAAGGUCGAUGAAUUUAAGAACAGUGUUCAAACACAAUCAGGUCCUAAUGACGAUAACUGGGGCGAUGUCGUACAGCCAGAGUCAGGAUCCUUCCAUUGUGUUGACUGUUGGUGCAAUGCAGGUCCAGACCAACAUAAAUGCAUGUUUUCGGUCUUUGAUGAAACUGGAAUCUUUAUUGCAGCUUGUCGUCACUGGUUCAUCCUUUUAGCCUGUGAUAUGGUGAAGAGUGGAGAACUUGCAAAAUACCCUUUGGCCAUUAUAGAUCAUCUUCUCAAUAUUUACGGCAAGAAUGGUGGAAUCACGUAUGACAUUGGCUGCGCAUUUUCCAAAACACUUUGA
This is a messenger RNA of Suillus discolor, 864 nucleotides long. RefSeq lists its product as uncharacterized. The transcript is spliced from 6 exons. The record is from RefSeq and is a predicted model, not a curated record. The coding region runs from base 1 to 864 and encodes 287 amino acids. NCBI's taxonomy places the organism in Eukaryota, Fungi, Basidiomycota, Agaricomycetes, Boletales, Suillaceae.